Molecule: messenger RNA, 2689 nt
Organism: Exophiala mesophila
Lineage: Eukaryota; Fungi; Ascomycota; Eurotiomycetes; Chaetothyriales; Herpotrichiellaceae
Exons: 1
Coding region: 544-2079 (511 amino acids)
Source: RefSeq, a predicted model, not a curated record
UUUCACUCGUCCACAUGGCACCUCAUUGAUGGCUUCACUCGUUAGCUACUUCACUCUCAUUCAUACCCAACACCUGACUCACCCACUACUUUACAACCUCACUCGCAUCUGACUGGUCUGUUCUGGCCUCGAAAAAGUCGCGACCAAGAUCAUUUGGUGGCCUGCGCAGUUUCUCCAGCCCGGACCUCCGCGUAGAAUUCGCCCACACCACAACAAAUCACUGCAUGCCCGUCCACUCACAGGCACAAACACCAUAAUACAGUUCCAGCUCCAGCUCCAGCUACACGUCGCCUCCCAUCAUACACCACUGACACGUCUCCGAUAAACAAUCCUACUUGUCAACAGCCCAGCCAUCAUGCAGUUACUUGUUCAACUCUGAACUGCCCUGGACCUGGUCCAAAUCUAUACCUGACCCUCUUCCUCCCACGGUUUGACUUCGAGGGUCAAUCCCAGUGCCUUCUCUUUACCAGACUGCACACAUCUAAGAAUAAUAUUCCAUAUCCACAACCACUACCAGAACCAAAACCAAACCACCAACCCGACAUGGAGUCUUCGUAUUCCACCCCGACAGAUGCCAUCACCCCAGUCUCCCGCUCUUCAACGUCUUCCACCCACUUAUCCUCCCCCACAGCCUCUGUCUUCUCUCGUGGCCAUUCGUCCAAAGGCUCAGGUUCCUCCAUAGCAUCAUCCCCCGUUCAGCGAGACUCCAUCGAGAUGUAUGGUGCUCCUAAACGCCUCGAGGAUGUCACCGAAGAACCCCAGGAGAGAUAUGAAUUUGCUGGCUACACAUUGGUCAACGAUCGCUCCUAUGAUCUAGUUGACUACGACAAGGCUUUUGCCGAUGAUCAUGCUCGAAAUUCCCCUCCUCUAUCCCCCACCCAACUGGCCUGGAAGUCUCCCGAAGACGAUGACUGCUCCACCACGCCCUCUACUCCCCGACAUCACAAGCGACCCAGGUCAAUGGACCCAACCCCUCUUAGCACCACCCAUCGCCUCAGCAGUCGAUUAGGCUCGAUCUCACGACGGUGGAGAAACAGAUCCGCUGCUGGGCCGCAAUUGUCCAUCAUCACACAUAUGAACCCACCCGCUGCCCGAUCUGGCUCAUGGAACGAAGUCGAUAUCAUUAGCCCUGCGUUGAGCGCCAUCUCCAAGCAUGAGAGCUCCAUCCCACAUUCGCCUGUCCAGGCCAUGAGCAGUGACACCUCUCUCCAUCUCGAAAGCUUCCCCGUCGACAUUGAACAGAGACCAUCCCAGCCAGAGGAAGAAGACACUGUCCACGCGACCACUCCACUUCUGCCGCCCAUUAUGUUGGACUCGUUCCAGAGAGAACUCCCCAUCCAAUCCCCCCUUCAGUCUCCCUCCAUAGCGCCGACCUCCACCCUUAUCGGCUCUCGAACCUCUUUGGACACUCCUCUCUCGUGUCUUCCCUCUCCACCCUUGUCGACAAAGCCUUCUAUGGUGUCCAUGCACAACAGGUCACGAACAAGCACCAUUACUGGUGAACUGUCCCCCUUUCACAUGCUGGACGACUUGGCUGACCCAUGGUCCGCCAAGCUUGGACAUGCCAACUUCACCAUUCACCCAGAACCCUAUGUCCCCGACUCCAACACUCUCGAUAGCUAUAUCGAGUUUCGUGAAAACUGGAACCAGGCCCGAACAAACUAUGCCAAACACCUCGCCAGAACUGCCGAACACAACGGCUCCACAUCCAAGGUCUACCGCCUGACCGAGGAGAAGUGGGGUCAAGUCGACAAUCAGUGGAAAAGACAGCACGACAUGAUGAAAAAGAUUCUGGACCCCGUCUUGAGUCGUCUGAGUGAUGGCGGUUCGGACCAGCCAAACUCGACUGCUUCUAGUGCCGUGCUCGAAAAGUCACCCGCAAAGGUGAUUUUGCCCAUUAUCGACGACAAGUCGGGCAAGUUCCCCGAACUCGGCGAUAUGGAGAUCGUUGGACCGAUGUCAGUCGGUCCGCCGAGAGCAAUGCUGGACUCACACAAAGCAUUCGACAGUCGCGGUCAGCCAACCUCACCACACAAACGCAGCCUCUUCAAGGCUCUCUCCGAACUAUUACGCCACUGAAUCUGUACAGUCUCAAUUAGCAAGCUUGUACACAACCAUGUUUGAAUUUCCUCCCUGUACCAUGUUCACUCGGGGCUUUCCUACAGUACCAAGAAAUUUCGUACCUGUAUCACUUUUCGGCGGUCUCGGUUCAACAUAGACGAUACUGCAACCUUAACAAACCAGUACGUGGUGAGUGGGACGCCAAGCUGCGUCGCCAUCGCUCACCAUCCACCAACUACCCACUGUUGAUGGGCAUAUUCCCCCCUAUCAACCGGCGAGAGAUUAUUCAGUAUCAAGGUGAUAACGACGCUCCUUGAAUCAACAAUGAACGAAUAUGCAUAAUGCAUCAUGACUGGCACCUUCAGCACAACGAAGACGAAAACACUACCAUCCUUUAUUGGCGAAUCGAGCGUGGCGCGGAUUUUUCCAGUCAAUGUGAUUCAGAAUUUCCCCAAUGGCGGCUUUUUACAUCAUUUAACUACCUCUGGGAGGGAGAUGGGAUGUAUCUAGCGCAGUCGAUCGAAUGGACAAAUAGUUGACAUUCGUGGGACCGGUUUCAGGGCUUAACAAGCAUUAUUCACGCUGUCAAAAUUAGAGAAGUGAUCUGCAGCAUAGACACCAAACUAUC